This is a messenger RNA of Pristis pectinata (smalltooth sawfish), 2166 nucleotides long. RefSeq lists its product as uncharacterized. NCBI's taxonomy places the organism in Eukaryota, Metazoa, Chordata, Chondrichthyes, Rhinopristiformes, Pristidae. The record is from RefSeq and is a predicted model, not a curated record.
AUGGUGACGGUGACGGUGACCCCGGGCCGCGCCCGGCAGCUGACAGACGGCCGGAGACUGACUGACGGACUGGCCGACCGUUCGCCCUCCCGGAGUGACGGCGGGUCCGCUGGCCGAGCGCCACCGCUCCCGGAGUUUAUCAGCGAGCCCGGCAGCAGAAGCCCGCAUCAGCCGGGCGAGGUCCCUGAGCAGCGGUGGGCUGCAGGUUGUGGAUCAGUGCAGAGCCUGCAGCCGGGGGGAGAAUUAAGGAAGAUUCAUCAACUCACUCAGGAUGUCCUGGACCACGAGCUCUCGGUUCAGCUUGGCUGGGAGGACCACGUGAACGCUCCUUGGCAUCGAGCCCUGCGCGGCUCGCUCUUGGCUCGGAGGACCAUCGUCGGCUCCUUGUCGCUGGAGGACCCGGGUCGCCAGGUCGGCGCGGCCGGUGGUCGGGGCGCCGGGAGGGACCGGGAGCGGCGGCGGUGCCGCCAACACCCACACCGAGGCCCCGGGAAACCCGUCAGCGGCAGAGCCGAGGGCUCACUGCCGGGAAAGCCCCGGGACUGGCGGCGGUUGGAGGCCGGCAGGUGUGGUGGCAGCGAACGUCUCCGGCGGCGACAAGGGUGGGAGCGGCUCGGCCGACAUCUGCCGGGACUUCCUGCGCAACGUCUGCAAGCGGGGCAAGCGCUGCAAGUUCCACCACCCGGAGGCCGCCGGGGCUCCCGAGCCAGGCGCCUCUGCGGACGAGCUGCCCCUGGGCAAGGGCGAAGUGCCCGUCUGCCGCGACCACCUGAAUGGCGACUGCCAGAGGGGCGCCAAGUGCAAGUUCCGGCACGUGGAGCCAGAGUCCGGCGGUGGCAGCGCGGCAACCCUGGAGCCGGCGCGCUCGCCCGCAGCCCACCGUUUCGACCGUGCGCUGACCUCCAGGACGAGUACGGCAGCCACGGGCUGAAGAGGCAGCGGCUGGAGAGCCUGCGCUUCGACCUGUACGACCACGGCGUGCCGCGCCCGUUCCCGGUGGACUACCGCUACCUGGAGGAGGAGAACCUGAUGCUGCGCAAGAGGGUGGAGGAGCUGAAGAGGCAGGCGUCCAACCUGAUGGCCACCAACGAGAUCCUGCUGGAGCAGAACGCACUCUACCGCAACCAACCCAAGGUGGUGGCGCUCGCUGACAAGCGGCCACCGGCCUCGCCCACCGUGGCCGCCGUCACUGCCUACAACCACACCGUCGUCCAGGCCCACAACUCACUGAGCAGCCAGGCGCUGCCGUCCCGGCAGGAGCUGGUGGCCUCCGCCAACGCCGUGCCCCAGCCAGCGCCGCCCGCCCCCCCUGGUCCGCACUUGGCUCCCGAGCUGGCCCUGGCUCAGACCAUCGCCCAGAGCAUGGCCACACCUGUCUCCAUGGCUCUCACCGUCUCCAUCUCGCCAGCCAUCCCGGGCAUCACCAUGAGCCACGCCACCACCCCGAUGGUCAGUUACGCUAUCGCCUCGCAGAGCAUGAGGAUCACGCCAAUACCCCACUGAGGACAGCUAUCCCCUCACCUCCUUUUCACCACUUGGCUUAAUUGCACCUCUCUGACGUGCUCUUUCUUUCAGUCUUGCGUCCCUGUCGAUGCCGGACAGUUUUGCAUUUAUUGCUCUAACUCCUGAUCCCUGUAAUGCAACUCCAACCCAAUUCCCCGGUUUUGUGUGGGGAAGGGAGAUGUUUAUCUGUUAAAUCAGGAGGACCGACCAAGGAGACCGACAACAAUUUCUGGGAGAAUAGAAACAGCGACACUUCUGCUUUGUUUUACGAUAUUCGGAGUCUCUGCCUCAGCGCUGCUGGUUGUCGAUAUCUGCAGUCUCGCUGGAGGUGAGGAACUCUCAAGAUUCCUUUGGAAGAGACUGUGUAUACAGCAGCAUUGCAUACCUUAGAAGACUUCAGAUCAAAUGUAAUCUAUGGCACAAAGGACGUUUGUCACCCGGUUACAUUGAAAAUGUUUCGGUACAUUUUAAGAUGCAAAUUGUUUAUUCAGCAGUUAUGAAAAGUUGGGAGUAUGAUUUCUAUUUAAAGUUUCAUCUUUUUUCUGGGUACAGAUGGAUUCUUGUGUUUUUUCUCCCCUCACUCUGCAUGUCCCAUUUUUUUAUAAACCUGCACACAUUCCAUCAUUUCUAAGGGCCCCAAUCCUGAGCUGAAUCCUAAAUUUC